CCUUUAAAGAUUGUCUAAAAGAAGGAAUGUAUCUUUGCUGUUUUAACAGAUUUUAAAAAUUUGAAUUUUUUUUCCACGCCUUUAACAGCAAGGGACAGGAAAGAAAGUCAAUUGACUUUGAAAAGGUCACAGAAGUUUUGUGCUGAACACAAAAUAUUAAUUUUAUUAACAAUUUAGCACCUAUCAGUCGCAAAAUCAACACAUUAACAAUGGCUCUCAAUAAAUUAAGCAUCGAGAACUUGGAUCUCGCUGGAAAGCGUGUAUUAAUGCGUGUCGAUUUUAACGUCCCAAUUAAAGAAGGAAAGAUCACCAGUAACCAACGUAUUGUUGCUGCUUUGGAAUCAGUUAAAUAUGCAUUGGAAAAAGGAGCCAAGUCUGUUGUCUUGAUGUCACAUUUAGGACGUCCCGAUGGUAACAAGAAUCCAAAAUUCACAAUGGCUCCAGUUGCUGGUGAAUUAAAAACUUUACUUGGAAAGGAUGUCACCUUCCUUAAUGACUGUGUCGGUGCUGAGGUUGAAGCAGCAUGUGCUGAUCCAAAACCAGGCUCAAUCAUCUUAUUAGAGAAUCUCCGAUUCUACGUUGAAGAAGAGGGUAAGGGAGUCGAUGCAAAUGGCGCAAAAGUUAAGGCUUCAGCAGAAAAAGUCAAGGAAUUCCGUGCUAGUCUUGCAAAACUUGGUGAUGUUUAUGUUAAUGAUGCAUUUGGAACUGCUCAUCGUGCUCAUUCUUCAAUGAUGGGCGAGGGCUUCGAAAAGAGAGCUGCUGGUUUGUUGAUGAACAAGGAAUUGACAUACUUCGCAAAGGCUCUCGAUAAUCCAGCACGUCCAUUCUUGGCUAUUUUGGGUGGCGCUAAAGUUGCUGAUAAAAUCCAGUUGAUUGAUAAUCUCUUGGACAAAGUUAAUGAGAUGAUUAUUGGCGGUGGAAUGGCUUUCACAUUCUUAAAGGUCCUCAACAAUAUGGAAAUUGGUGGAUCACUUUUUGAUGAAGAAGGUUCAAAGAUUGUGAAGAAUCUCGUCGAAAAGGCAAAGAAGAACAAUGUUCAACUUCAUUUACCAGUCGAUUUUGUCACAGGAUCUAAAUUUGGUGAGGAUGCUGAAGUUGGAGAGGCAUCAAUCGAAAGUGGAGUUCCAAGUGGCUGGAUGGGAUUAGAUGUUGGUCCAAAAACUCGUGAUCUUUUUGCUGCACCAGUUGCUCGUGCAAAGGUAAUCGUCUGGAAUGGACCAUGUGGUGUCUUUGAAUUCGCCAAUUUCGCUAAAGGAACUAAGGCAUUAAUGGACGCAGUUGUAGAUGUUACAGCCAAAGGAGCAGUUACUAUUAUUGGAGGCGGUGACACAGCUAGUUGCUGUGCUAAAUGGGGAACAGAAAGCAAAGUUUCACACGUUUCAACUGGCGGUGGAGCUAGUUUGGAAUUGCUCGAGGGAAAGACUUUACCAGGUGUUGCUGCAUUAACAAAUGCUUAAAUAUGUCCUAAGAUCUUGUCAUGUUUUAUCAACUGUACUACUCAAACCUAGUUUGAAAAAGAUAUUUCUUCUGAUAUUUGUUUAGAUGCAAGGAAGGAGGAGAAAAAGUUAAUUAUACUAUAUAAUAAAACGUAACUGCUAUCACAUCCACAUACAAAAUAAAGAAAUUAAAUGUUAAGU
Chironomus riparius is the source of this 1637-nucleotide messenger RNA. Lineage: Eukaryota; Metazoa; Arthropoda; Insecta; Diptera; Chironomidae. The record is from the annotation of a GenBank genome assembly.